AUGUCAGGAAGACCCAAAGGUCAACGUCGUCAAAUAUCGAAUGGCACAUCAGAAAAUUAUGAAGCAAAUUCUUCACCAUCCGUUAGUAAUUACAAUCCAAUUGCUAUGAUCAACAAGGAAAUUAAUGGAGAAGACUGCCGUCAACUACUGAUGAAAGUUGACACAAUGCGUGAAAUCUUACGGAUGGAAAAGAUUUCACUUCCACAAAUUGUUGUUGUUGGCGAUCAAUCGGUAGGAAAAUCGUCUAUACUCGAAGCUAUCAGCAGCAUUGAGUUACCACGAGCUCAGAAUAUUUGCACACGAUGUCCACUGGAAUUGCGCAUGAAAAGCGCGCCAUCUGAUUCACCGGACUAUGCUACGAUUCGAUGCGACGGAGUCGAUGAAAUGAUUAUCCAAGAUCUGUCAGAGAUUCCUGUCAGAGUGAUACAAUGCACGAACUUUUUGACUGGCGACAUGAUUAAUGUUUCAUCAAAACCUAUUUUUCUCACAGUUUACAAACGGGACAUUCAAGACGAUUUAACAUUGGUUGAUUUACCAGGAAUCGUUCGAACUCAAAUAGAAGGCCAAUCGCCAACGAUUUAUAACGAUAUUGUUACACUAAUCAAAGAUUGUGUUAAGCAUGAAUCAGCGGUUGUUUUACACGUCAUUCCAUCAUCAGUCGAUUUUAGCACAUCAGAAUCGAUCAAAAUUUGUCAAGAAUAUGAUCCGAGAUAUGAACGACAGAUGAUCGCCGUAUCAAAAAUUGACAAACAUGACAAAGGCAUUGCUGAGAGAUUGCAAGGAAUCGGAUCUGGAUCUCUCCGUCUUCCAUUGGGUUGCGUUGCUGUUCUCAAUCGAAAACAAGAGGAAAUCGAUGCAGGAGUUUCGUUUGAAGAAAUGAGACGUCGAGAAGCAGAAUUUUUUCGAACUAAUCCAGCCUUCACCGAUGUACCUCAAGAAUACUUGGGUAGCCAAGAAUUAAUCAAAAAAUUAGUUUUGAUUCAACAAGAUAGGAUUCGAUGUACGUUGCCACGUGUAAUCGAACAGGUCAAAGAAAAAAUUCAUACGAUGCGAGAAGAACUUAAACAAAUUCCAUCAGUGAUUUUAACGGAAACUGACACUAGAAUUGCUUUCAGUGAAAUUCUUCGGAAAUAUCGCAGAGCUGUUGAACAACGUGUCCAAGGUGACUAUGAAAUUAAAUCUGAAAAAGCGGGGGAGAAGUUCGAUCAGCAUGCGCGUGGUAAAUGGGACGAUCGAAUUGCUUAUCAUCUCAAAAUGAUAGGAAAAUGCACUUCGGAAGAGAUCAAAAAGAUUCUGUCUAAAUUUACUUCAGAACAGCAUAAACCUCAAGUACUACAAUCAAUCGAAGAAAAUUAUGGUGGUGGUUUACCAAACUUUCCUUCAUCAAAUAUUAUUCAACAGUUAUACCAACCAUACCAUAGAGAACUCGAAAAACCAUGCAAAGAUCUCGUUCUUUGGGUCGAAGAAUACAUGAUCGCAUGUCUUGCUUACAUUUUGAGAACAGUUUUACCUGCACAGGCCAACUAUACAUUGCCUUUGUCUCAUGAACUGAUUAAAAUAAUCAAAGCAUCAGUAAACAAGACUACGACAGCGAGCGACAACAUGGGGGCUAAUGAUACUUUAAUUGGUCUUCAAGCAUAUUGUUCAAUUGUUCAUGCUCGCAUUGUCGAUCAUUUGUCUCAACUUUGUGAAUACUGGUUUAUUCGCAACGGUGUACUAGUUCUUGAUGGAGAGUUGAAUACAACGUUGUCCCCUGCGGACUUGUUGAAGUGUAUGAAGGAACUACCAAUUCUAGAGCAAAAAAGGGCUAGCUUGCGUCGAAGUAUUGAAGCCAUGGAGAGAGCUUUGGUUGAAGCACAAAAAUAA
This is a messenger RNA of Adineta steineri, 1866 nucleotides long. The record is from the annotation of a GenBank genome assembly. NCBI's taxonomy places the organism in Eukaryota, Metazoa, Rotifera, Eurotatoria, Adinetida, Adinetidae.